CAUGCCCAGAGGAGCUGCGGCUGCUCCUGGAUCCCUGGAAGUGUCCCGGAGCAGGCUAGACGCGGCUUGGGACAGCGAGGGACAAUGGAUGGUGUCCCUGCCUGUGGUGUUUCAAUCCACUUCAGGUGUUUCAAUCAGGUACAUCAUUCCACUCGUGAACAAGACUGCUCAUGAGGCAUGGGGGCUGUUUCAGGACACCAACAGCAGUGUCCAGAAAGUGAACGCAAGUAUACCUGUGCUAAUUAAAUUGGCUCAGCCAGAUAUCCCCCUGCUGCACAGAGGCCUCAAGAAGCUCGUUGAAUUGGUGCUUGAAGUAAAAGCAGGAACUAUUUUGACAAAUUUAACACAGCAUGUUGACAUAUCCAUGGUAAAUGCAAUGAACAACAUCAUCAAACUUCACAAGCAGCUGAAAUCAGUUAUAAAGAAACCCUCUCCAGCAAAAACAGUGGGAGGAAAUGUCACCAUGAGCCUGGCAAGCCGAAGCCAGAGAAACAUGGAUAAUGCAAUAAAUCCAGGUUUUUCUGAGGCCUGAAAUCCUUUUUUCUCUGUAAUUAAUGGUUUCUUAAUGUACCAUGGACCCUGAAUGAGUGUGCUGCAGACCUUUCUCUUGUUGCAUACUGCAUUUUUUUUUCAAUAAACACUCAAAUCUUUGAUAUGGCACUAACUCAAAAUACUGUAUUACUGAAUGUUAUCAAAUAUAAUAAACACAAGCCACACUCC
Molecule: messenger RNA, 720 nt
Organism: Passer domesticus (house sparrow)
Lineage: Eukaryota; Metazoa; Chordata; Aves; Passeriformes; Passeridae
Product: multimerin-1-like
Exons: 3
Coding region: 2-532 (176 amino acids)
Source: RefSeq, a predicted model, not a curated record